Closterium sp. Naga37s-1 is the source of this 249-nucleotide messenger RNA. Lineage: Eukaryota; Viridiplantae; Streptophyta; Zygnematophyceae; Desmidiales; Closteriaceae. The record is from the annotation of a GenBank genome assembly.
AUGAAGAUCGGGAUCGCAGCUACAGCCGCUCGCCCUCACCCCGUGGCCGUGGCCGUGGGCGCUCCCCUCCUCCGCCUCGCAAUGGCAGCGCCGGCGCUCCACCUAGGCAGGUGGUUUGAGACUAUCCCAACCCCCCCUCCUCCCUUGAGUUUUGAGGCGCCUCAAAUUUCUGGUGUUCCACCUAGGGGCCGGAGUGGUAGUGCUGGUGGAGCUGCAGCAGGUGGUGAAGGUGGGCCUAGCAGGCCUUAA